AAUUGCUUAUUAUAUAUUUAUAUAUUAUAUAUAUAGUAUUAAGGGGUUCGGAGUUUGACGUUUCUGCUGUCUCUGCCUCGCAGUUCAUCGCUGAUCUUUUCCCUCUUUUGCCGCUUUGUAAACCGUUAAAAAAUAGAAACCAACUCCCUGAAGCUCCCCCUCUCUCUGGCGUUCAACCACCUUUAUAAUCCAUUUUCCAUCAAAUCCUUCUUUCAUUAAGGGUAGCCUCCACCGAUUUAGGCCAUGCUCCGCCGGAAGCUUGGAUUCCCCGAGCAGAUUUUAUCGCCGAGGAGAAGACUUGUUCCUGGGUUUGGUCUUGGCAUUGCCGUUCCUCUCAUUGUUGUCGGCUUUCUUUGGCUCUACACUUCUUCUCAUGUCAAUUUCUUCUUCUCUCUUUCUAAUCGCCCCACAUCCGUGGCUUCCCUCUUUUCUUCCUUGUCUCUCCCCUUUUCUGAUCUAACUGCUAAUUCUUCCCAGCUGGGGACCUAUGAUGGCGACACACCAACCCUUGUGCCUGUUCCUCCCCAUAUGGCGUCAUUGGUUCAGCCACUUGCCAAUGGGAGCUUGCAACUUAACACCCAUUCGCCAAAUAGCUCCAAAAUUUGGAAUGCAACUUUGCCCCUUGAAUCCAAAAAUGUUACUGGAAAUGGAACAAUUUCUAGCCUAGCAAAGUUGGACACCCAGAAGAUAACUGCAGAUAAUUUACCGUGUAACACCACGUCUUUGAACAACAAUACUACUCAAUACCAGAAAAAGAACAAUCAUUCUUCCAAUGCUGAGGACAAGAGACCGUCCGAAGGUGAUGGUGGGUCUCAACCAGUGGCAACAUCAAAUAACAGUUUUGAUGAGGAAUGUGAUAUCUUCGAUGGUGGAUGGGUGAGGGAUGAUUCGAAGCCAUAUUAUCCUAAGGGUUCUUGCCCUUACAUCGACAGGGACUUUGAUUGUCAUCUUAAUAAGAGGCCAGACGAUGGAUAUUUGAAAUGGAAAUGGCAGCCAAAUGGGUGUAACAUUCCAAGUCUGAACGCAACACAUUUUCUAGAGGUGUUGAGGGGAAAGAGUUUGGUGUUUGUUGGGGAUUCAUUGAAUAGGAACAUGUGGGAGUCUCUGGUGUGCAUUCUUCGUCAUAGUAUAAGCGACAAGAAAAGAGUGUAUGAGAUAUCUGGAAGGACAGAGUUCAAGAAGAAGGGCUUCUACGCCUUCCGGUUCGAGGACUAUAACUGUUCUGUGGAUUUUGUUAGUUCUUCAUUCCUAGUUAGGGAGUCUUCAUUCAAAAGAAAGAAUGGAACCAUCGAGACAUUAAGAUUGGAUCAAAUGGACCCAACCACCCAAAUGUAUAAGGAUGCCGAUGUUUUGGUGUUUAAUACAGGCCAUUGGUGGACUCAUGAAAAAACAUCGAGAGGAGAAGACUAUUACCAAGAAGGUAACCAUGUGCACCCAAGACUGAAGGUGUUGGACGCGUUUAAGAGGGCUCUCACCACUUGGGGUCGAUGGGUCGACAACAAUGUUGAUAGAAAUCGAACUCUGGUUUUCUUCAGAGGGUAUUCAUAUUCUCAUUUCAGUGGUGGGCAAUGGAACUCCGGAGGGCAAUGCAGCGGUGAAACAGAACCAAUAUAUAACAAAACACAGUUGGGGAAGUACCCUAAGAAAAUGAGGGCUGUGGAGUCUGUGAUUCAGGAGAUGAAAACGCCAGUGUGGUACUUAAACAUCACCAGGCUCACUCAUUAUCGGAAGGAUGCACACCCUUCAAUUUAUAGAAUGAAGUACAAGACAGAAGCAGAAAAACGUGCCGGUCUCCGGGUUCAAGAUUGCAGCCAUUGGUGCUUGCCCGGCGUACCCGAUACUUGGAACGAGCUGCUUUAUGCCUCCCUUUUAAGGAUGGCGAACAGAUAUUGGAGCAACUAAGCAAGUUUUAUAUGGAUCAAAUACUGUUUAAUCGUUUAGGGUGUGAGCAGCAGAAUGGUACAUGGCUACAACUACAGUUGAGUGAUAGAUUACCUGAGGCGUGCAAAUGUAGAGCAACAAUAAUGAUGUAUGUAUUCUAUAAUUCCAAAUCGUCCGAAAUAGAAAUGGAUUUUUUUUAUUCAUUAACUUGUAGGUCAUAA
This is a messenger RNA of Cucurbita moschata (crookneck pumpkin), 2102 nucleotides long. RefSeq names its product protein trichome birefringence-like 2. The transcript is spliced from 5 exons. NCBI's taxonomy places the organism in Eukaryota, Viridiplantae, Streptophyta, Magnoliopsida, Cucurbitales, Cucurbitaceae. The record is from RefSeq and is a predicted model, not a curated record. Gene Ontology annotation, molecular function: O-acetyltransferase activity. Gene Ontology annotation, cellular component: Golgi apparatus. The coding region runs from base 244 to 1902 and encodes 552 amino acids.